GUGAAUAUUGCUUAAAUACUACUAUAAAGUGCAUUUUACGUGAAUUAAAUAUUAACAAUAAUUUGAACGAAUAAUAAAAGGAAUAAAUUAUGCCUUUGGAGAAAUCAUCAUCAAAUAUAAAAUUAGAAGAUGAAACUGAAGGUGUAUCACUGUAUACUUAUACGUUUUCUGCGGAAAACGGAGUGGGAGGAAAUGGAUCAUCACAGUUAUUGUUACAAAAUAAUUUAACUGAUGAUACGAAUAUGUUCUUACAAGGCUUAGAAGAUGGAACUACCGGUUGGACUUUGGAUGGAUUACCUGUUCUAUUUCCAACUGAUGGGCAACCAAUGUUACAUCAACUUACCGUGGAAGAUUCAGAAAUGUCUGAAUCUGAAAUUCAAGAAUCCACUCCUAUAAUCGACACAUCAAAAGAAAUUACAAUGUUACAACAAUCAGAAAGUGAAAAUCAGAUAAAUCAAAAUGAAAAUAUUAUUAUUGUUAAAGAUGAAGAAGGGCAAGAAGAAGAAGAACCAUUGACUGAAAUUUUGACUGAAAAUGCAAACUUAAUAUCAUCAGUAUUGACUGAAAAUGGAGAUACAGAGAGUACAAUUGAAAUUCCUGGCAAAGGAUAUUUUACAGUCAGUGGACUUCUAUUUCCAAUUCAAGAAAGAAAAAAUAUUGAUGAUUCAAAUGAAAUAUUUCACAUUGAUAAUGACAGUGAUGAAACAUCUCUUGAAGAUUCAAAUCAGAAUUCAAUAGAAAUUUCUGAAUUAGCUGACGUCAUAACAGCGUAUAAAUGUAAAUCUUGUGAUUAUACGGGUACAGAUAAAGAACUAUUUCUAGAACAUUACAGAGAAUUUCAUUUAAAUAAUAUACAGUUAGUAACAUUGCAGGAUGAAAAUACAUCUCAACAAUUUGAUAAUAUUAUUGUAAAAUCUGAGACAGAAGCUCAACCAAAGUAUUUUUUAGAAACGGAUGAAGGUACUUAUGAAUUAAAUACACAAGAUGUUCAGACUAUUGGGAUUAAUGGUAAUAAUUUAGAAAAUUUGAACACGAAUGGCAAUAAAAUGGUAGAAACAAUUAAAGAAAAAUAUAUUUUAUUAUGUAGCCAAUGUAAAAAAGGAUUUGAUUCAAUUGACGCUUGUAAACAGCAUAUGAUUGAUGAUCACAAAUUAAGAGAAUUGUCUGUGAAAUCUGAACCUAGACCCAAAAUUAUUUCAAUCGCUAAUAAUACAAUUGCAAAUAAUUCUCAAAUUGAAGUAUCUAAUCUUGAAGUUCAUGUUGAUGAUCGAUCUGAAACCAAUACAAAUGGGAAACAAAUCAUUGUAGAUGAUCCGCGUGCUUUAUUCGAGAAAACAAUAUUGAAAAUUCGUAAAACAAAUGCAUCAUUGCCAUUAAAAUGCCGUGUUCGAGGUUGUUCGUAUAAGUUCGCAACUGAAGUAAUACGCUCGCAACAUGAAAAAUGUCAUGUGAAAAAUGAAACCGUUAAAACCAAUGGAAAUGGAAGUACUAGUGGAGGUAAUGUUGCGUAUAAAUGUAGUGAAUGUGGAAUUGCACAAAAAAGUUGGCGAACCACAGCGUUGCAUUUGUGGCGAGCACAUAGCAUACAAACAGAUUUAAUUACUUGUCCAGUAUGUAAUGUUUUUAAAGCAACAUUGCCACAAUUAGAACAUCAUAUGAUGACACAUGGCGAUAAAAAAGCUUAUUGCUGUUCAGAAUGUGGAAAAUUUUAUAAACAAGCAUCACAAUUACGUAAUCAUCGACUUAUUCAUUUGGAUAAAGUAUCAGAUAAGCGACCAUUAUGGUAUCGCGAAAAAGAAUGUGAACAAUGUCAUAAAAUAUUUUCAAAUUCAAAAAGUUUAAAAAAACAUUUACAAUCUGUUCAUAGCAAAUUGAAACCAUUUAUUUGUAAUGUAUGUGGACAUAGUUGCGCCAGAAAAGCAAUGUUACAAAUGCAUUUACGUCAACAUACUGGAGAAAAACCUUAUUCUUGUGAUAUUUGUAAUUAUCGUACAGGCGAUCAUAAUUCAUUAAGACGACAUAAUAUGAAACAUACUGGUAUUCGACCAUACAAAUGUCCUCAUUGUCCAUAUACAUCGAUUCAAUCGAAUGCAUAUAAAUAUCAUAUUUCAAUCAAACAUCCUGGAAAACCUGGUGUAUUUGCAUGUAAUAUAUGUUCAUUUAAAUCAGUGAGUGAGGAAAAUUACAUCAAUCAUUUGAAUGAUCACAAGCAAGGUGUCAUACCACCAACGAAAGCUGCUGAAAGUGUUUCAACAACAACAAAUUCUAAUGACGGGAAUAAUAAAAAUGAUGCAAGUAAAACUGUCUACUUUUACCAAGACGUUAAAAAGGAGACGAGCAACAUCAUACCACAACUACAGGUUUCAACAAAUAAUGAGCAACGUAAAUUAUCUGUAUAUAGUGAUAACGAAGAACCCUGUUAUUUACAAUACGAUCCAUUAAAUGAUGAACAGUGUAUUGAUACUGGAGGUAUAACAAUACCCGCCGAACCGGAAUGCUCGUCGUUAUUACAGAUGGCGUUAUUAUCACAAUAAUAAUAAUAUUGUUAAUACGAAAUGUUUGUUUUUUUCUAACAUAAGAAAUUUUUGUUUUCUGAAAGUGAUAUUGUGUGUGAUAUUAUG
Messenger RNA from Chrysoperla carnea, 2621 nucleotides. RefSeq names its product zinc finger protein 879-like. NCBI's taxonomy places the organism in Eukaryota, Metazoa, Arthropoda, Insecta, Neuroptera, Chrysopidae. Bases 90 to 2534 code for a protein of 814 amino acids. The record is from RefSeq and is a predicted model, not a curated record. Gene Ontology annotation, biological process: regulation of transcription by RNA polymerase II. Gene Ontology annotation, molecular function: RNA polymerase II cis-regulatory region sequence-specific DNA binding; DNA-binding transcription factor activity. The transcript is spliced from 8 exons.